AUGGAGCAAAUUUGCAGAGAUGAUGAAUGGAUCGUCGACGAGUCUUCCUUGACAACCGUCUCUUUUCUUGGCCGAGGUAACUUCGGGUGUGUCGUCUCUCUCGAGGAGGACUCCAACUCCAAACUUUGGGCGAAGAAGUCAUCGCCUAUGCAUCUCAAAAACAUUCUCGACAAGGAACUCAGGAUCAUGCAUCGUUUCCGUGAUCAUCCUCGCAUCGUCAACGCCUCAACAACUAUGAACUUACAAACCAAACGCUACGAAUGCUACACGAUCUAUACGGAGUACGCCUCCCAAGGUAAUCUCAAUGAACUGAUAUACGGUUCCCCCAGAAGAUCACAGCCGAUACCUGAGUCUUUGGUCCAACGCGCGGCUCGUAUGAUCCUAGAAGGACUCGUGGCUCUACACUCCCAUGGUUACGUUCACUGCAACCUCAAGCCAUCCAACGUUUUCGUCUUCCCUUCCACUACAACUGGAGAGCCGUGGGAUCUCAAGCUUGCUGGUUUCGGUUCAUCCAAGGAGCCUGAUUCCGAAUAUGAUUCCAUGUCCUUUGGUACGGCGGCUAAGUACCUGCCACCAGAGUCUUUUGCGCCAAACGAAGUGAUCAUCCAUCCGGACCUUGAUAUAUAUGCUUUAGGGUGUGUGGUUUAUGAGAUGUUUGGAGCUAUACCUAUCCCGGAACCAUUCGAUGAAUUUUACGAGUGGAUCUUGCGUGGUCGAGAUAUCUCUUCGGAGGCUAGAGAUUUCUUGAGGCUGUGCCGUGACAUUCAUCCAAGCAGGCCCACCGCGGCUGACCUCUUGAACCAUCCUUUCAUUACAAGAAGACUUGAAUUGCCAACCACUGAAGAGGACAAGGAGAUAUCUAGCUCGUUGCUUCCAAGUGAGCUCUUUUGACCUG
Messenger RNA from Camelina sativa (false flax), 895 nucleotides. RefSeq names its product mitogen-activated protein kinase kinase kinase 17-like. Lineage: Eukaryota; Viridiplantae; Streptophyta; Magnoliopsida; Brassicales; Brassicaceae. The record is from RefSeq and is a predicted model, not a curated record. Gene Ontology annotation, biological process: signal transduction; protein phosphorylation. Gene Ontology annotation, molecular function: ATP binding; protein kinase activity.